CAACGAAGAAGAAUGAUUUCCGGUAAUGUUAGAGUAUUUCCUGUGGUGGUCGAGAAAAUAAACGACGGGUUUGUUUUGCUAUCUAGAAGUCGAUUUAAUUUUUUGUUAAUAUUUUGAUAUUGUUGAUCGGGCAAUCAUGUCUGGACGGGACGCCCUCAACAUGAAGCAACCGCCGAUCCAGUCCACGGCUGGUGCUGUGCCGAUUCGAAAUGAGAAAGGUGAGAUUUCGAUGGAGAAGGUGAAGGUGAAGCGAUAUGUGUCGGGUAAACGUCCCGACUAUGCUCCCAUGGACUCCUCUGACGAGGAGGAGGAGGACUUCCAGUUUAUAAAAAAGGCUAAGGAUGCCGAGCCUGAGAUGGAAAUGGAGGAAGAGGUGGUGUCUGACCCGCGUCUCAAGCGUCUGCUAAACCGCGUCUCUGAGGAUGCCGAGGAGAGGUUGGCAAGACACAGACAGAUCGCAGAGCCGGAGGUGGUUGCAGAGAGCAGUGAAGACUCCGACGAGGGAACCUGGCACCCAGAGAGAGCACCCGAAGAGAGCAGUGACGAAGAGGAGGAGGAAGAGGAAGAAGUGGAUGAUGAGGAAAUCGAGAGGCGGCGAGCGAUGAUGCGCCAGCGAGCACAGGAGCGGAAGAACGAGGACAUGCCGGAGAUCAUGGAGGUGGAGGAAGAAGGGAAUUCGGGCGCGGAGAAGGAGGAGUCGGAGUCAGAGUACGAGGAGUACACGGACAGUGAAGAUGAGGCCGAGCCGCGGUUAAAACCAGUCUUCAUCCGCAAGAAGGACCGAGUAACAGUGGCGGAGCGCGAGGCGGACGAGCUCAAACAGCGGGAGCUGGAGGCGGAGGCCAAGAAGCAGGUGGAGGAGCGGCGGCGCUACACCCUGAAGAUCGUGGAGGAGGAGGCCAAGAAGGAGUUUGAGGAGAACCGCCGCACUCUGGCUGCUCUCGACUCCCUGGACACGGACGGGGAGAAUGAGGAGGAGGAGUAUGAGGCGUGGAAGGUCCGGGAGCUCAAGCGCAUCAAGAGGGACCGGGAGGCCCGUGAAGCAAUGGAGAAAGAGAAGUCUGAGAUUGAGAGGUUCCACAGCCUCACCGAGGAGGAGCGCAGGGCCGAGCUGCGGAAUAAUGGCAAACAGAUCACAAACAAGGCCUCUAAGGGCAAAUAUAAGUUCCUCCAGAAGUACUACCACAGAGGAGCCUUCUUCAUGGACGAAGAGGAGAAUGUGUUCAAGAGAGACUUCAGUGCCCCCACUCUGGAGGACCACUUCAACAAAACCAUCCUCCCCAAAGUCAUGCAGGUCAAGAACUUUGGUCGCUCCGGACGCACUAAGUACACCCACCUGGUGGAUCAGGACACCACAUCGUUUGACUCAGCCUGGGCUCAGGAGAGCGCUCAGAACAGCAAGUUCUUUAAGCAGAAGGCUGCAGGAGUGAGAGAUGUGUUUGACCGACCAACAGUGCAAAAGAGGAAGACCUGAAUCUAAGUUGAGGGGGAAGAGAGACACACUUGGUGUGUUCAGUGGGAUGAAAUGUUUCAGAAUGUUGCAGAUGGAAAUAGAAUAUACUUCAGUGAAGUGUAGUUCAUGGCCAUACAUUUACCUGCAAUAUCCUGAAUGCACCAACCCUUUGAGCAAGGCCCUGGGUUUAGGGCUAUGCCCCGAUAAUGUGUAGAUGCUUCAUGGAGGCAUAUUGAUGUAAUUUUGUACAUUUUCAAAGUUGUGUAGCUAUUUUGUUUUAUCGCCAUUGAUCUGACAUCUGUUAAUUUCUAACUUGGAUAUAAAGCGUACGUGAUUAAAACAUAACAUUUUCAUCCA
Messenger RNA from Oncorhynchus kisutch (coho salmon), 1810 nucleotides. It is a transcript of the gene mfap1, whose product is annotated as microfibril associated protein 1. The record is from RefSeq and is a predicted model, not a curated record. NCBI's taxonomy places the organism in Eukaryota, Metazoa, Chordata, Actinopteri, Salmoniformes, Salmonidae. Bases 137 to 1474 code for a protein of 445 amino acids. The transcript has 8 exons.